GAGGUAACCAGAGCCCCGGGAGUCACUGUGAGAAAGAGAGAGCACUGGAAAAUUAGUGAAGAUAUUCUACAGUAGAUCACAAAUCAUUACAAGGCUUUGUGCAGAAAUGGCGACUAUUGCAGGAAAUCUGAGGAUUGUCCUCCUGGGUAAAACUGGUUCAGGAAAGAGCGCAACAGGAAACACCAUCCUGGGCAGAGAUGCAUUUUUGGAGGACUUCAAUCCAGAAUCAGUUACUCGAGAUUGUGAGAGACAAGACACAAGAAAAGGCUCAAGGACCGUCAGUGUAAUUGACACUCCUGGGGUUUUUGACACAUGGAUGGGUGAAAAGCGUGGUAUGAAAUCAGACAAAGUGACUGAUGAAACACUGAAGGCUAAAAUAGAGAGGUGUCUGGAGAUGUCUGCUCCUGGUCCUCAUGUGUUCCUGCUGGUCAUCAGACUAGAUCAGAGAUACACAGAUGAAGAGAAGAACACAGUCAAAUGGGUUCAGCUGAACUUUGGAGAAGCAGCGUCACGCUACAUCUUUACUCUCUUCACUCAUGCCGAUUAUUUGAGGAAAAAAACACUGAAGGAUCAUAUAGAAGAGAAUGAAGAUCUACGACAGUUUAUUAUCAGUUGUGCUGGCAAAUAUCACUCAUUUAACAAUGAAAACAGAGCAAAUCAGGCUCAGGUCACAGAACUGCUGGAAAAGAUAGAUAAAAUGGUGGAGAAAAAUAAAGGAAAAUACUACACUCAUGCCAUGUAUAGACAUACCCAGAGAAAAGUCAUCUGGGAAAAAUUAACCAAUGUCUUAUACAGUAAUGUUAGAAUAAUAUUAGCAUUCAUAGUAGCAUUAGUCACAGUAGUAGUAGCAAUCGGUCAUGUUAUUAAAAAGAAAUCACAAUUUGGUGUUGAAAACCAUUAAAAGCUUCUUACUUGUUAUUCAAAUAAGAUGUAUUUGCUUCACAGAUGUGCCAGUUUUAGGAAGACUGACAUUGUCAUAUGAAAUUAGGGUCUUACUGCAAGAGUAAAAAAAUGUGUUUUAAUAACACUGUUAACUACUCCACUGAAGGUUUUUGUUAUCAAUUAAAAAAUCUGAAUUUCUUACUGCAAAAUUUUAAAACAAAGUUUUACAACAGAAAUAUUAAUUGAUUUAUUUAUUGAUUAUUUUGUGUUUAUUUUGAAGAAACAAGCAAAUUAUGGCAAUGCACAAAGAACAUGUUUAUCACAUUUAAACAAAUGCACAUAUUCUGGAAAAAAAUGAAAGACAUUUUAAAAAAUUAACAAAUAAUUGCAUUGACAAAUGCUGUAAUUUGAAUGAAUGUUUGAAAAUGGUCAUUG
Onychostoma macrolepis is the source of this 1317-nucleotide messenger RNA. RefSeq names its product GTPase IMAP family member 9-like. The record is from RefSeq and is a predicted model, not a curated record. Bases 107 to 901 code for a protein of 264 amino acids. NCBI's taxonomy places the organism in Eukaryota, Metazoa, Chordata, Actinopteri, Cypriniformes, Cyprinidae. Gene Ontology annotation, molecular function: GTP binding. The transcript is spliced from 2 exons.